CCCAUUCCCAAAAAAACUUAUGUUUUACAUCGCUAACCUAUGACCUCCCCAGACACGGACGACUUUCCUGCUAACCUAAGCCAGGUGGCGCAUAUAAUCCCUUCACCCACACCCUACGCCGACCGCCAUGCCCCUAAACCUUCUCAAACUCACCUCUUCUAUUUCCGUCCACCACCACCACCAACGCCACCGCCAUAAAUGGCUACGCCGGGCAAUUACCACCGGGAAUUCUAGAACACUGCCUGCGAUGUGCUCGGGCUGGUGGAGGAUAACAACACAAUUUGCACCGCACGCUCACGUUAUCAAUAACAACGAUUAUAACAGACUAGGGUUUCGUAGUCCGAAAAAUUUCAGAUAUUGUUCCGGGAAUAAAGGAGGAAAAGUGUUUGUUGGUGGAAAAGUGAAUAUGGAAUCGGCAAGCAGUGAUAACAGAGAUGACAAAAGGACAACGGAAGCUGACCACAGCUCCUCUGUCAUGCCUGCAUUGCCGUCGGACGACCGCCGGCACCUAAAACCUCCUCCGUCUCAACAAAAUUCGUCCUCUAAAUUGUUAACAUUGCCUACGAUCUUAACAAUCGCUCGCGUCGCGGCCGUUCCUCUUUUGAUCAGCACUUUUCAUAUGAACAGUCGAUUAGGAACAACUGCCACCACUGGUAUUUUCAUUGCUGCAGCAAUUACAGAUUGGCUUGAUGGGUAUCUAGCAAGAAGGAUGAACUUAGGUACUGCUUUUGGCGCAUUUUUAGAUCCGGUGGCUGAUAAGCUUAUGGUUGCUGCUACAUUAGUCUUGCUAUGUACAAGACCUCCAGAGGCUGCUAUUUUUGGGCAACUGCCAUGGCUAUUGACUGUACCAUCAAUUGCAAUCAUUGGCAGAGAGAUAACAAUGUCUGCAGUUAGAGAGUGGGCUGCUUCUCAAGGGAGUAAACUUUCACAGGCUGUUGCUGUAAAUAAUCUUGGAAAGUGGAAAACAGCUACUCAAAUGACUUCAUUAACCAUUCUUCUUGUAAUUAGAGACAGCAGUUUUACAGAAGUAGGGUUUCUGGGUACAGCAGGUGUUGGUUUCCUUUAUGUAUCAGCAGGGCUAGCUGUAUGGUCAUUGGUUGUGUAUAUGAAGAAGAUAUGGAAAGUAUUGAUGAUGAUGUAGCAACAUGCAACAACUUAAUACUACCUUGUUUCUUUCAAAACCCUUCAUGUAUGCAGGGUCUUAUAAACGUGCAUUGUAAACUGGUUACUUUAAGAAUAUCAGGUAUUUUUUUUUUGCAUAUUCUGAGGUUGAUUGAUAAAUAAUACUAAUGAUGGUCAUAUGUAGAUUAAUGUUAAUUUAAUAUCAAACUGAAUGGAGAUAUGUUG
Messenger RNA from Lactuca virosa, 1347 nucleotides. The record is from the annotation of a GenBank genome assembly. NCBI's taxonomy places the organism in Eukaryota, Viridiplantae, Streptophyta, Magnoliopsida, Asterales, Asteraceae.